Salvelinus fontinalis (brook trout) is the source of this 3688-nucleotide messenger RNA. Its product is annotated as ras-related protein M-Ras. Bases 1645 to 2649 code for a protein of 334 amino acids. Gene Ontology annotation, cellular component: plasma membrane. The record is from RefSeq and is a predicted model, not a curated record. Gene Ontology annotation, biological process: signal transduction. The transcript has 3 exons. Gene Ontology annotation, molecular function: GDP binding; GTP binding; GTPase activity. Lineage: Eukaryota; Metazoa; Chordata; Actinopteri; Salmoniformes; Salmonidae.
UUUUUUAUUUAAUCGGCUACUACAGAUUGCGUUGCUUUGGGAUGUCUGGUGUUUUCAGAUGUAAAGUCACGGCUAGCUGUAUCCUACUGAAAUGUGUGUGAAAGUCAAAUUAUACCAUGGCAUAAUAUGGAAUGGCGAGGAAUUGUACAAUACGGAAUCCCACUUUAUCUGGUUAUGCCUAAGCAAAUAAUUGUUCAACUUUGUUAUUGGGUCGAAUAUGGCACAAUAAAAACUAAAGUCUUCUGUGGGGUUAUGGGAUUUGUGAAUCACAGAUGAAUGGGGAUUUAUGAGUCACAGAUCUGACUGAUCACAAAUUGGGUGAAUGUGCGCGCGAGAAAUGUGUCUGAGAAAUAAGGAAUCACCCAUGUCAGACUACAUACAGUAGUCCUCUUGAUCAACAAGUUGUGCACUGCAGGUAGACCAACAUAAUAUUCGAUUAGAACAGCCUUUGAUGACAUAUAACUGAAAAAUAACUUAAAGGCCUAUCUUGAAUACUUAGAAAAAAACAACAACAGUAUUUUCAUAAUGACCCUAGAUCAGGGAUCAUCAACUAGGGUGGUCGGGGGGCUGGAACAUAAUUACAAAUCAUUUGUAGACAUCAAAUUGUCCACAAGAAGCCCAAAUAGAUAUAAUGUCUACAACAACUAUUUAACAUCUUGCUAACAUCUGAAUGAGAUCACGUGUCUCUCGAUUAGGCGUGGGAAUACUUUAACAGAUUUCUUAAAUUAAAAUAACUUGAAGCUGAUUUCCUGGUGUUUUUACAGUCUUUUAUGUAAAAAAAACGUGUUUUUGUUGUUCUCUGAACACUUUGGGGGACAACCCCCCCCCUCCAUGUGGGCCAAUUUUGGCCCACAGGCCGCCAGUUGGGGAACCCUGCCCUAGAGAAUAUGAUACCCCUUGGAACCCAAAGAAGUACCACUCAGAAUAGGGUCUCCCCAGCCCCCAGGUUUGACUGAGAAUUGUUUGAAUUGGUCGGCCCUUGGCCCAUUCUCUGGCAUUGUUCUGGAGGGCCUGUAAGUUCCACAGGCAUCUGGGUCCCUUUCCUGCUUUGGCCAGGGACACAGGCUACAGUAUCCACUGAGAAAGGAAACCAUCCACGUCCCGCCAUUGUUGACUGCAGGAAGGAAGAACUCUCUGUGUGACGUCAUCCUGUUAGACCAGUGCCAUUGUAUGGAGCUGCAGGCUGGGUUUGCUUACUCAUGGUGUGUGUGUGUGUGUGUGGGUGGGUGAUUCCCUGACUUAAGUACGUCAGUGAAGAUCCAGCAGACAAGGAAUAGACAGCUACAGUACAGACCUCAGCCUUUGUUUGAGUGUUUGAUGUGAAAAGGUGUGGGUAUUCCAACAUAAGAAUGAUACUGUUUUGGCCCAGUGAGUAAGCGACUAUAUAAGGAAUGGAAGAUAAACAUUAUGAUUACCAUGUUUUCUAUGCAUUGCGGUGAAAAAGAAGGAUCUCUGCUUUUAUAACAUUCAUUUAAGAUGUAUUCUAUUACCACACUAUUACCUGUGGCAUUUCAUUUGUGAUUUUUGUCAGGUAUUUUGUCCAGAGCAAGAUAGGGGCAAAAAGCCCAUUCUAAAUGGCAUCAGUUUAGACAUACACCAUCUUCUGUCUUCCCUCUGUGUUCCAGGUAUAGCAUAGCUGUCACUAUGGCAACGAGCGCUGUUCCCAGCGACAAUCUCCCCACGUAUAAGCUGGUAGUGGUGGGGGAUGGGGGAGUGGGGAAGAGCGCUCUCACCAUUCAGUUCUUUCAGAAGAUCUUUGUUCCUGAUUACGACCCCACCAUCGAGGACUCUUACCUCAAACACACUGAGAUUGAUGCCCAGUGGGCCAUAUUGGACGUUCUGGAUACAGCAGGCCAAGAGGAGUUCAGUGCUAUGAGGGAACAGUACAUGAGGACUGGGGACGGGUUCCUCAUCGUGUUCUCUGUCACAGACAAGGCCAGCUUUGAACACGUGGACCGCUUCCAUCAACUCAUCCUCAGGGUGAAGGACCGGUGGGAUUUACUACUUAACUUCCCACUGGUGGCCGUGGCCAGGACAACAGUCAUUCAUUCAUUCAGUUAUUCAUGCAUUCAUGCAUUUAUUAGUCCGUCCAUUCAUUCACUCAUUCGUUCAUUCAUUCAUUCAUUAUUAUUUUCCUUCUUUUUUAGGGAAUCCUUUCCUAUGGUUCUUGUGGCCAACAAAGUGGACCUGCUGCAUUUACGUAAAAUACCCAGUGAUCAAGGGAGGGAGAUGGCUAGUAAACACAGUAUAGCUUACAUUGAAACAAGUGCUAAGGACCCAGCCAUGAAUGUUGACAAGGCGUUCCACGAGUUAGUUAGGGUAAUCAGGUAUGUUACCGCCACAGAUUAUUUAGAGAAGGUUUGUCUGUAUGAUACAAAUGCUAUGAGAGUCUCUCUCUCUCUCUCUCCCUCUCUCUCUCACCCAGGCAACAGAUUCCAGAGAGGAGCCAGAAGAAGAAGAGGAAAACCAAGUGGCGGGCCGACAGGUCCACUGUCUCCCACAGACUGCACUGCGUUGUUCUAUGAUGGUUUUUACUUGUACAGCUGCUCCCUACAGGACAGCGGGAAGAUGAUUACAUUUAGGAGUGUUUACUCUCUACACAGAGUGCCAGGAGGCAGUUUGUACCCUCUACCCUGGCACAUGAGUUAGGUAGUAGGGAGUUGCCCAGACAUGGGAUGUGACUGACUCGCCCUAAAAGGACCAGUGGAAUAAUUUACAGCUCUUCUGGGGAUGUGCACUAACGUCCUCAACAACAUGGGGAUAAAGUGGCAUCACUUUAGCAUUACUGCCUUUAUCUACCAAUGAAGCUCUUUGACAGAGAAACUGGACAUAUGGGCUCACAAAGAUAAUCUGUAAAUAAUUAGACAUACUGUACAUUUUACUAAGAGGUAGGCCUUUAAACAUUGUUUUACCAAGAGGUAGGCGUUUAAACAUUGUUUUACUAAGAAGUAGGCCUUUAAAACUUGGUCCAUGUUUUCAUUAAGAUGGAGGCCAUUGAGUAAAGCACAGGGAGGAGGGAGGAAACAGAGAGCUUUCCCCAGCGAGGGGGAGUAUAGUAGAGGGGGGAGUGAGAGGAGGGGAGAGGAUGUGUCUGUUUGUGUUGGAAUCAGUGGGCCUGUCAGACAACAGAGAGAAGAAGGGAAAGUGAGGAAAGAGAUACAGAGAGAGAAAGAGAGAUUCCAAAUGCAUAGCAGCUGGCAAAGGGACUCCAGACAUUGUGUCAAAGCCUGGGAGGCAGCCAAUGUGUAGCCCCAUAACUUAUACAGGGAGAAUGUCUUUAUAAUCUCCGAACAAGACUGUUAUAUAACUGCAUUGUAGCUUAUUGAAUGCACCAAAUGUCUUAUUUGAAUGGACAUUUAUGAACCAUGACCGUUUUGACUUAUCAGUGCUCACUGGAUGUAGUUGUGUACUUCUCAAAACGCUUCAAACACACUAUUGUGGUGUGUGUGUUUGUGUGUGCGUGCGUGAGUGCCCCGGAUAUGUUGUGGCCUAGACGAUGAAAUCUUAUUUUCACAUCUGAAUAUUAGUUUGCUUUGCUACUAUUUCAUUAUUUAUUUGAUAUGAGUAAUUUAUAGCUGUGUUAUCAUUAGUACAAGGCUACUCCAGAGAGGCACAAAGCACAGAGCUUAACAAAGAAAUUGAAGGAACAAAACAUUUGUAAGCAAAGUAAUAAAUGUGUGUUAAUACA